AUGCCGAACGUCCCCGCUUCCAUCUCUGUCUCCGAGACAGGCUCAUCCAUGAGUACGACUUCAGCGAAACAGUUUGACAGCCUGUCUGCCUUUGAAGAUCACGUCCUCUCCUCCCUACGUCAAGUCGAAAGCUCUCACGACUUUUUGUUUACCGACGUGCCUGAAUUCUGGGGGACGACCGUGUUCCAGCAUAUUGACGAGAAGAUCCCUUCUCAGAAAACCCACGAUACAAAGAACCACACUCUACGGAUCAAAGUCAAGCCGACAGAGGUACACAAUUGCAUCCAGAACUGGCUAGUACAGCAGAUGAUCGACUGGCUCUUGAAUCAAGACAUAACGCAAAAUGAACAAUCACUCUUACGUGUGGCAGUCGGGACAACCCUCCAAUUCCGAUCCGGCCCAUAUCGCAACUCUAGGAAAGAACCCGACUUCUUUUUCCGUGUCGAUGGUCAUAUCAUGCCAACUAUUGCGGUAGAGUGUGUCUGGAGUCAGUCGAUUGCACGACUUCACAAUGAUAUGAACCUGUUACUGGUGGGUGGUGAUGGCUCGAUUAGGGUUGUCAUUAUCAUCAAGUGGAGAAAGCUACAAGGAUGUGUCUCCGGAACUGUCGAGCUCUUUGAGAGAGACAGAAAUGGUAUGCCAAUUCUUCAGCAAAGCGAGACCAUCUUCCCCCGCCCAGCCAAUGGGAACAGUCAACAGCUAGAGAUCCGACGCAGAGAUAUUUUUGGGCCCGCACUGCCAGCUGGAAGCAACGGAAAUGACAUCCUCUACCUGAAUAUCGAACAACUGCGUAGUUAUGCCGUCGAAUCCCUUCACUUCAUGAACCUUGUUCCGGCAUAA
Messenger RNA from Penicillium psychrosexuale, 840 nucleotides. RefSeq lists its product as uncharacterized. The record is from RefSeq and is a predicted model, not a curated record. The transcript is spliced from 4 exons. Lineage: Eukaryota; Fungi; Ascomycota; Eurotiomycetes; Eurotiales; Aspergillaceae. Bases 1 to 840 code for a protein of 279 amino acids.